Molecule: messenger RNA, 4861 nt
Organism: Purpureocillium takamizusanense
Lineage: Eukaryota; Fungi; Ascomycota; Sordariomycetes; Hypocreales; Ophiocordycipitaceae
Exons: 3
Coding region: 809-4306 (1165 amino acids)
Molecular function (GO): RNA binding
Source: RefSeq, a predicted model, not a curated record
CAUCCAUCCAUCCAUCCAUCCAUCCCUCCCAUCCAUCCGAUCCACCCACAUCCUUUCACCAGGCUCUCCUCCCAAAUCUCCUCCCCUCUCUGGCCAUCACCCCUCGCCGUCUCUACCUCUCUCCCGCUACAACUCACCCUCUCCCCCCCCCCUCCUCCCAAUGAGGCCUGUAUAUUGAUCCGUCGGUGCUUCGUUUCUGCUUCGUCUCUUUUUCCCGGCGCCCUCCUGCUCGCCGCCUUGCGUCACUGCCUGUGGAGAGAGAGAGACGCGGCCAGGGCAUACACACUACCACGCCCCUCGCGCGUGCGUGCGUGCGUGCGUGCGUUCCUUCAUUCCCGGGUCCAUACGACGACCACGACGACCACGACUACGACAGCGGCGACGACGGCCACCAUCAAGACGACAGGGCACGACGCCAUUCUUGCACAUCGGCUUGUCGCAGUAUCCUCUUGUAAUACUGGUUACUAGAACCACCUGUCGUUUAUUCUCCUCAUCGACUCUUGGCGCCACCUGCCCACGACCGACCGACCGACUUACCGACCGCCGCACAUCUUGCUACGUCAGCAGCUUCAACCGGACCCCCGACUUUCGACCUUACUUUUUUGUUGCUCUUCCAUGGCGGCGUCCGCAACAUCCUGAUCUGCCACGCCAGCCGCACACCAACACGUCGUUGCGGCCCCCCCGCCCCUACAAUCCGUCGGCCGCUCCAGCUCCUCCGAAAAUAAUACUCCCCUACUUCGCGCUGCGCCGGCCCCUUCGCCAGACUCUUCACGCCCAUUGUGCCAUGCGGCCGGACAGGUAAUCGAUAAUGUCAAUGUCCAGAUCUGAUCAGAUGGCCCCUGGGUACUCGCACCAUCCGCCCACCGCCACCUCCCAGAGCCACCGCUCGCACUCCCCGUCUGCCAACAACGCAUCUGUGCCCGACGGCUCCGUUCCACCUGCCAGGUCUCCCUUUGGUCUCGCUCACAACGGCAUCAUGGCCGGCAACUCGCGCUCCGGCGCCGGCUCUCCGUCCCAUGAUAUGGCCGGCUCCGGAAGGCUCUUUUCUAAAAGAGCCAGAGAGAUCCAAGCCCAGGAGGGCAUUCCCAGUCUUCCUUUAAACCCCUGGGGCGGCCCGCCGACCAGUGGUAACUCGACCCCUCUCCGCGAAAACAUUCCCGAAUCCCCAACCGACGGCUUUCCCGAUUUCGGCCAGCUCCCCACGCCCGACACCCUUCCCCAGACGCGCAGAGCCCGCGCCGGCACCGUCCCAUCCAGAUUUCCCCCGGGCUUGGGGUCGUCCAACCCUCUGCUGAGCAUCCCUGGUUUCGCGGCAAAGUCUGCACGGGCCACGCCGUCGCAGAGCCCCUUCAAGUCCCCCUCUCCGAACCUUGACCCCGAAAGCACCCAAGGCAGCGGCUCUGCCCUGCUCUCUCGCCUGCGAGCCGGUUCCAUGCCGCAGCGCAGCCCCUUCUCUACCGUCCCCGGCACAAGCUCCCCCUUCGGUCCCUCCAUCUUCAGCAGCAGCUGGAAUCCGGCCGCCGUCGGCCGCGAACGGGGUUCUACUCUGGCGAGCAUCGCCAGCGUCGGUUCCAACGGCCCAAGCUCGCCCUCUCAUUCCCAGUUCUCCAAGGAGGGCGGCGCCGACUCGGACGUGCACAUGCGAACCCUCGACUAUCUCGGCCUGGCCGAGACUCCCCAGCCCCCGCGAGCCCAGCUGGCCACGCCCUACAUGGCCAACAAUUGGCAGCAAGCCAGCCGCUUCCGUUCCUAUUCGGUGAACAACAAGGACAAGUAUGACAAGUAUGCCGGCGACGGUGACGAGGAGGCGUACGAGGUCGACGGUAUGGCCAUCGACCCCCGCUACGCCGCACUCAUCCAACAAGAGCUGGCUGCAACCAAUGCCGCUAUCCACAACCACAACCUCGCUGUACAGGCCUUUGCGAACCAGGCCUCGGCCAACCGACCUCGCGCUCGCACCACUGGCGUCCUGGACGCCCCUGCGGACCACCUGCGAGUCUAUAUGGGCGCCAAUGCCGCUACUCCGAGUGCCUUGGGCACGGCUGAGAUCCGUAUGCCCGAGGAAAAGGAGUACGGCGACUUGCCACAAGCAAUUGCCAACAUGAACCUGGGCAAGUCCAACAGCCGCAACAACGGCCUGCUGAGCGCCGACGAGCAGGGGCUCGAAGGUCCCACGAGCGCUCUUUGGCUUGGCGGCGUGCCAACCUCGACCACCACCACGACUCUUGUGGAGAUGUUCAAGGUUCACGGUCCCAUUACGUCUGCCCGAGUCUUGACGCACAAAAGCUGUGGCUUUGUCAACUUCGAGAGGGUGGACAGCGCCAUCUCGGCAAAGGCGAGCAUGAAUGGUAAGGAGAUCUUCCCCGGCUCCGGACCCAUCCGCGUCAACUUUGCGAAGCCACCAUCGGCAUCCAACACGCCCGGCCACGAUGGCGCCUACCCGUCCCCGAGCCCCGACCCGCAUUCCAGGAGUCAGGAGUCGACCCAGACGGCCGCUACUAGCUCCAGCGCAGAGGCCGCGCGAAGUCUGGGGGCGAGCACUCCUACUGUUCCCCCGCUUCGCGACCUGACGGGCGAUAUUCUCGACAUUGUAGGGCAGUUCGGAGCACCUGAAGACGACAAGGUACAGAUCGCAGGCUUCGUCCAGGCCGCCAUCCAGUACGAUGCCUAUGUCGAGGAGAUACCGCCCAUCCGCGAGCCGACGCACACCAGAGUCCACGACGCGCCCAGGCUGAGGGACAUUCGCAAGCGGAUUGACAAUCAGCUCAUGUCCCAGGCCGAUAUCGAGAACGUCGCCAUGGAGAUGCUGCCCGAGAUGGCGGAGCUUUCCUCGGACUACCUAGGCAACACGGUGGUCCAGAAGCUCUUUGAGAACUGCAGCGACCCGGUGCGAGACGCCAUGCUUGCUGAGGUCGCUCCGCAUCUCGCCGAGAUUGGCGUCCAUAAGAACGGCACGUGGGCAGCCCAGAAGAUCAUCGACGUGUGCAAAACGCCCGACCAGAUGACCACGAUUGUCCAGCAUCUCCGGCCGUACACGGUGCUCCUGUUCCUCGACCAAUUUGGAAAUUACGUUCUGCAAGGCUGCCUCAAGUUUGGGGCGCCUUUCAACGAGUUCAUCUUCGAUGCCAUGCUGAGCCGGACGUGGGAGAUCGCCCAAGGCCGAUUUGGUGCCCGCGCCAUGCGGGCGUGUCUGGAGAGCCACCACGCCACCAAGGUUCAGCAGCGCAUGCUCGCGGCCACCAUUGCGUUGCACAGCGUCCAGCUCGCGACCAACGCCAAUGGCGCCCUCCUGCUCACCUGGUUCCUCGACACGUGCACCUUUCCCCAGCGACGCACUGUCCUUUCGCCACGGCUCGUCCCGUACCUGGUCCAUCUGUGCACGCACAAGGUCGCCUAUCUUACGGUGCUCAAGGUCAUCAACCAGAAGGCUGAACCCGAUGCCCGUGACACGAUCCUGAAGGCUCUGUUCUUCGCGCCCAAUGAUCAAGUCCUCGAGGCAAUCCUCAGCGAUCACCAAUGCGGUGCCACCCUGAUCUUCAAGGUGCUGACAACGCCCUUCUUUGACGAGAGCAUCCGGCCGCAGGUCGUGGAGAACGUCAAGAACGUACUCGUCAAGAUCAAGGCCCAACCCAACCAAGGCUACAAGCGGGUCAUGGACGAAGUCGGCUUGUCCACCCGGCCUGCGGGUCCGAAUCGAGAGCCGAGCUCGCACAACGAGCCACGCCAGCGGCCAACCUCUCGACAGAACAGCGGCACCAACGGCCAUCACCCCCAGCAACAAGCCCACGCCAACAACAACAACAACAAGUCCUUCUACAACCCGAGCCAUACUCCGUCCAACCCCCCGGGCUUUGAGGGCGCCUAUGGCCUCCAGAGGAAUGACAGCGCCGAGGCAGGCAUGCCCGGGUUCCCGGCGUACAAUCAGAGCAUGAUGUACAACGCGCCCGCGGGGCCCGUGCCGCCUGCCGUCAACCUCCAGCAGAUGCAGUACCAGCAGAACAUGAUGGCGAGACAGACGCCGCAGAUGAACUACAGCUUCCCGCCUAUGCAGCCAGGAUACGGAGGCUUCGCCACCCCUGGCCCGGCCGUGGACCAGUUCCGCCAGCAGCCCAUGCCGAAUGGGAGCCCAAUUCAGCCUUCCACGUCGCAGGUCCCACAGAUGCCUACCACCCAGGCCGCCUACGGGCCGCCUGGCUUUAGCGUCCCCAUGGGCGGCGGCAACUAUCCGUACGCCAGUAUGCCCGGCAUGCAGAACAUGGCUUACAUGCAGCAUGAGCAAGGAAACGGUCGGCGCGGCCGCAGGUGAUUUUCAACAACAUAGCACGGCGAUGACGGCCGACUGAUCCUGUGAGGCAGGCAUGGUCCUGCACACGAUGUCAGCGCCGCCCUUGGUGGGGAGGUUUCCCGGUCGGCAAGCGGCCUUUGUGAUAGUUGUGCUCGGAGUUGGGAAAGGGAAAGGAACGUUGAAAAACAUUUCGGUAGACGCUCGCCACUCGAGAAGGAGGGGGGCCAUGCCAGAGACGAGAUUCGUGAUAGAGAGGCAAAGGUCACCAAGACAGUCAGCAUCAGCAUGUUGACCGCAGUUCCGUCCCGGCUUGCUUCGGGCGGGGGUUUGGGGGGAUUUCUGGUGGUCUCAGGUACCUGCUUCUGGCCUGCUGUCGGGCGCAUGGAUGGUGCGGGCCGGCCUCGCCCUAUGCAUGUCGCCGCCCCGGCUGCACCAGGGGCCCGGGCGCCUUUUGCAUGUCUUAUUACUUUUCUCUUCUGCUUCGAUUCUCUCGCUUCGAUUACUCAUGAUGACCGUCAUGUCACUAUAUUAUUUUUUGAAUUGAACCUGGUUCAACCAAAGUCGUGGGUGAGGAGC